Molecule: messenger RNA, 1695 nt
Organism: Vicia villosa (hairy vetch)
Lineage: Eukaryota; Viridiplantae; Streptophyta; Magnoliopsida; Fabales; Fabaceae
Product: IQ domain-containing protein IQM2-like
Exons: 7
Coding region: 435-1289 (284 amino acids)
Source: RefSeq, a predicted model, not a curated record
UUAAGUGUUAUUAGAAGACAAGUAGGACCAACAAAAAAGCUUGGCGCAUAAGAUAUGUAACUAUUUACGCGGAGCAGCGUGAUCACUACUAGAUGACACAAGCAAUGACACAUUCAAAAGCCUUAAUUAAAUCAGAUUUUUGCUGGUUAUGUCAUGUCAUGCGUACAAAACAAAAGGUAUGCAUGUGUGUUGAAUUUGUGUUUUUUUCCAAGAUAAAGAAUCCUCCUCCAAAUACUUGGUGUUAUGUUGUCACAGAAAGUCAACAGCUCGUGAUACAGAAAUGGGAGAAUUGUCUUUCUCUGUCAACUUUCAACUCUCUCACACAAGUUCACUUUCAUCCUUUCUCUUUAUAAAUCAAGUUACAGAGUACCUCCAAUCACUUUUAGGACCUUGAACUGCAUAAGUUUCUGCACGUUGAUUUUGCUGUCAUAUAUAUGGGGAUUUCUUUGCCAAUAGUACUGAAAUCUGAAGAUUCUGCAAUUCUUAUUCAACAAAACUGGUGGAAGCUUUUAGAUUCUGCUGAACUAAAACGAAGCUCUAUAUCUUUCUUUGACGUUGAGAACCAUGAUGAAACUGUGCUUUCGCGUUGGUCUAGAGCUAGAAAAAGAGCUGCUAAGGUUGGUAAAGGUUUAUCAAAAGAUGUUAAAGCUAGAAAACUUGCUUUGCUGCAUUGGCUUGAAGCAAUUGAUCCACAACAUCGAUGUGGACAUAAUCUACACUUUUACAAUGAGAAAUGGCUCCGGAGUCAGAGCAUGGAACCCUUUUUCUAUUGGCUAGAUAUUGGAGAAGGAAAGGAAAUAAAUCUUGACAAAUGUUCUAGAGCUAAACUUCAACAACAGUGUAUUAAAUAUCUAGGUCCUAUGGAAAGAAUGUGUUAUGAAGUUGUUGUGGAAGAUGGAAAGUUAUUGUACAAGCAAUCAGGAGAGGUUCUUCAUACUAUAAAAGAAGGUUCAAGGUCCAAGUGGAUAUUUGUCCUUAGCACAUCUAAGAAUUUAUAUGUUGGUCAAAAGAAGAAAGGUUCAUUUCAGCAUUCUAGCUUUUUGGCUGGAGGAGCCGCAUCUUGUGCUGGAAGACUAGUCGUUGAACACGGUGUCUUGAUAGCUGUUUGGCCUCAGAGUGGUCAUUAUCGUCCAACCGAAGAGAAUUUUAAGGAAUUUACUUCAUUCCUUGAAGAGAAUAAUGUGGACCUUUCAAAUGUGAAGAUGGCUCAAGUUAAUGAUGGUAUACACACAUCUGAAGAGGACUUAACUGGGAACAGGAUGAAUAGGAUACUGUUGAAGACUAAAUAAUAGAGAAGGCUAGUUUGAUUGAAAUAGAUCUAGACCAACGCGAAAGGGCAGUAAUCUGGUGCGGUGUUAACAAAUGCACUUAUAACAUCCUACACCACACCUUUCAUCUAUAUUUGUUUUUCUUUAUUACAACCAAGAGGUUUCAUUCAUUCUCAUAUUGUGUCACAGUGUAGAUAAUUACUCUAACAUAGAGAACCCUUAUCUUGAAGCCUAACAUGCAUAGGAACACACACCAGCAACAUUCUUCAAAUGACCAUCUCAACUUUUUGAGGGAUUCAAAUAUUUUUAUACUCAUCCAAUCACCAUGUGCUAUAUGCUUUCAUCCGUUGAUAACAGUUUGAGAGGAAGAGAAUAAGAGAGUAAUUGAAGAAGAUAUGUGAGAGAGUGAAAGAUCUAUUGCAUUGAA